AUGAGGCUAUUAAAUUGGGCAGAGUUGCAGGCAAGUCCCUACCUCUUUGAACAACUUGUUCUGGAUUUGGAAAUUUUACACAAUUUCUGCCUGGUGGUGUAUUUGUAUGGAGAGAUUGACCCUGGAACUUCUGGGGCAUUUCUAUUACUUUCAACACUACUUGCUGAAGCAACGUCAAAUGACACAUAUAUCAAAGCUGCAACUCAAACAUCUCAGUUCCUUGAAAAAUUCCCUGUAGUAGAAGAGACUGAGACCAUACUUUCUGGUUUGGAAGAUAACACAACAAACUGUAGUGGUUCUCCCCCUGGAGCUUUGAAGCAUUGGUAUCCAACAACUGGAGAUCAUAUUGAAGGAUUGAGUGUCCUUGCAUCUAUAAAUAGUACAUUAUUAAAAGACCUUCAACGUAUGAUUCUUUCUCAAACCUUGGGGCGGCGGAAUCAAAGGCCAGAUGGAAUCCUUGAUAUAGGUCCAAAUUAUAUACAAGGAUUUCCAACUGGUGAUCCCUUCUUGGUGCGCGGGCUUAUGACUGCAUAUCGGAGGAACCUCACUGGUGAAUCAAGUGACUAUAUCAAGAGCUUUAUAGAUAUUCAGUAUAAUGCCCUACUCAACAAUGCCACAUAUCCUGGAACAAAUAUGUAUGGAGGUUCUUGGAUUGGCCCACCAUCACGAAUUCUUAACGGCAUUAACCAGACUUUUGCUGCUAUGGUACUUGUGCAAGCAAUUGGUCUUGCCCCUUCCCCAUCUCCUUCCCCUACAUCUACAAAAACUGGCACAAUAGUAGGGGGUGUUGUUGGUGGUGUGACUUUCAUUGCCAUUGUCACUGGUCUCAUUCUUCUUUUUCUUCAUAAGAGAAAGCAAGGCCACCAAGGUCCCACUUCAAUUCUUGCAUCUUCUACUCUAUCUGUAUUCAUUACAUCUCAUCCUCCUUCCACAUAUGGAAUCACUCCCUUUAUACUGCCUGAACCAUGGGAGAUGGAUGUUGCACCAAAACCUGCAAAGGCUUUCAUUUCUCACCCAAACGUUCAGCCAGCUGCAGAUAAAACAGUGGAUCCAGGGAACUUGAUACAGGGCCAGCACAUGGUAGACCAACCAGAAGUAGAAGAAGUUACUAGCCAUAAUGGGGACAACCUUGAUUCCAGAUUCCAAGAGAUGUUAACAGCUCAUCUGGUUAGAAUCUUGAAUGCACAUUUGGAAAGAGAGUUGUUGCCACCUACUUAUCAAAGUCAGCUUGGGAGUGAUGCAUAG
This is a messenger RNA of Marasmius oreades (fairy-ring Marasmius), 1245 nucleotides long. RefSeq lists its product as uncharacterized. Bases 1 to 1245 code for a protein of 414 amino acids. The record is from RefSeq and is a predicted model, not a curated record. NCBI's taxonomy places the organism in Eukaryota, Fungi, Basidiomycota, Agaricomycetes, Agaricales, Marasmiaceae. The transcript has 7 exons.